AUGUUAACACUUCAAAUAAAACAGCAUCGAGAAAACGGCACCAAGCGUCGAGAGGCAGUGCGACCAGAUCGUGGGAAUAACAAUAAAAAUGGAAGUGUACCGAAUACUAGAGAAGAAUCAGUAAGAGAAGAAACUCAUUCGUCUUCUAAUUCUCAUGAUUCUGAAAAUUUGAACAAUGUUAAAGAUCAUGACGAAGUACGUGAUUUUGUUGAUGCUCGCUAUGUUGGUCCUGUUGAAGCUGUUUGGCGCAUUUUAUCAAAAAAUCUUCAGAACAAAAGUCAUUCUAUUAAUCCAAGUCUACUGAAAGGUGCUAGAAGUUUUGAAGAUCUCAGAACAAUAAAUGGAAUACUUUGUGAUACUUUCACGUCUGCGUGUUUAACAGCAGGACUUAUAGAAGACGAUCAAGAGUGGAGAAGAACUUUAAAUGAAGCAAUAGUAUGGAUGAUGCCACGACAAUUACGUUGUUUAUUUGUUCGUAUGUUAAUCCAUUGUCAACCACUUCGACCGGAAGAGUUAUGGAACGAGUUUAAAAAAUCUAUGUCUGAAGAUUAUAACAGACGUUUUGGAGUAGAAGAAGGAGAGAAAAAAGCGUACGUUUUUAUUAAUUCUAUGCUUAAUCGUGAAGGCUACAGUCUUUCAGAUUUCCCCAGUAUGAUUCAGAUUAGUGAAAUCGAUGAAGCAUUACUAAGUAGUGAAUCGUUACAAACUAACAACUUGGACGAUCCACAGACUUAUUACAAUAAACUCAAUGUUCGUCAAAAGGAAGUAGUUGAUUACAUUUUAAACUCGAUUAACGAAAAUAAAAACGUCUGUACUAUGGCCUAUACGGGCAUUGCCGCAACCCUAUUACCAAACGGAAAAACUGUUCAUAAAACGUUUGGCUUGCCCGUUCCAAUGUUCUCUGAUUCUUCUUCACGCAUUAAACCAAAUUCGAAACAAGGUGAAUACUUAAAAAAUGUUGACGUUUUUAUUUGGGAUGAAGCUCCAAUGUCGCCUAGAUAUGCUUUGGAAAUAAUAGAUCGUACGUUACGUCAUAUUAUGAAUAAUGAAAUGCCCUUCGGCGGAAAAUUAAUGAUUUUGGGUGGUGAUUUUCGCCAAUUACUUCCAGUACAACCUCAUGCAACUCGAACCGAAACUGUCAAUCUUUCUAUUAAAUUUAGUUCAUUAUGGAAAAAUUUUCAUCAAUUUUCAUUGACACAGAAUAUGCGAGCGUUACCGGAAGAAAUACAAUUCGUAAACUUUUUAUUAAAUAUCGGCGAUGGAACCGUCAAUAAUUUGAAUGAUGAAGUAAAUCUUCCUGACUCGUGUUUUACAUCGAACAAUAAUGACAUUGUAGAAAAUAUUUACGGAAAAAUGAUCAGAGAUAAACGUUAUGAUCAAUUAACAUCUGCUGUCAUUCUAUCCGCAAGAAAUGUAGAUGUUGAUGAAAUAAAUAAACAAGUAGUUGAACUAUUGGAUCCUUCAACCCAGAAAAAUUAUACAGGUGUUGACAGUACUGAGAAUUGUGACAACGGGAACAUGGAUGAUGCAGUUUUACCCGAAUACUUAAAUACUUUGAAUCCACCCAAUUUUCCGCCAUAUGAACUUCAAUUACGCCAAUACUCUAUAGUAAUGUUGAUUAGAAAUUUAAACUUGAGUGAAGGACUCUGUAAUGGAACAAGACUGAUGGUCUUGGAAUUAGGCGUGAAUGUCUUGAGAUGCAAAAUAUUAACAGGCGACAAAGCUGGAGAAAUUGUUUUUAUAAAUCGGCUGACACUGUAUUGUGAAAAUACGUAUCCCUUUACUUUUAAAAGGCGACAAUUUCCCAUUAAGAUAGCAUUUUGCAUGACGAUUAAUAAAUCCCAAGGUCAAACUUUUGAAAAGAUUGGAGUAGAUCUCAUUAAAGACGUUUUCAAUCAUGGUCAACUUUACGUUGCUUUUUCGAGAGUACGAUCUUGGUCAGCGUUAACAGUCUCUUUAGCUCAUGAUAAGCUUGAUAAAGUAGUUAAAAAUAUAGUUUAUAAAGAAAUUUUCGCAUGA
Molecule: messenger RNA, 2019 nt
Organism: Cotesia glomerata
Lineage: Eukaryota; Metazoa; Arthropoda; Insecta; Hymenoptera; Braconidae
Product: ATP-dependent DNA helicase PIF1-like
Exons: 4
Coding region: 1-2019 (672 amino acids)
Biological process (GO): DNA repair; telomere maintenance
Molecular function (GO): DNA helicase activity
Source: RefSeq, a predicted model, not a curated record